This is a messenger RNA of Ambispora gerdemannii, 693 nucleotides long. The record is from the annotation of a GenBank genome assembly. NCBI's taxonomy places the organism in Eukaryota, Fungi, Glomeromycota, Glomeromycetes, Archaeosporales, Ambisporaceae.
AUGCAAAGAGAGCUCGAUGGCUUACGAUCCCUCAAAGAAAAAUUUAUGGUUCAGACAAGAGAACUUGAACUUCACAAUGAUGAUUUAGAGCGCACAGAACGAGCUGCUCAAUCAUCUUUGAUGGAUUUGGAAAGUAAAUAUAAUAAGGCAAUCGAACGAAAUGUUCUACUCGAAAAUGAACUUGAAGGAAAGAAUCAAUUGAUUGUACAAGUACAAAGAUUAAAAGAUGAAUUACGCGAUGUAAAUAUUGAAAUGGCAAUUUUAAAGAACAAACAAGAUGGAGAAUAUGGACCACCAACAACAGCUGCAGUCACCACUUACUCAAGACCAAGCUCAGCGAUGUCUGUCGAUAGUCUUCCACCACCAAGUCCUACUUUUUCCACACACGCACAAUCAAAUCCUGUUAUGAUGGUCCAAGAAAUGGUCGGAAGAGUAAAGAGUCUGGAAGCCCGUCUUGUCUCUUGCCGAUCACUUGUAACUCCCCUCUUAGCACCACCCCCAUCAUAUUCUACAACGAUGCCACUUUGCACAUCUCCUCCUAGUAAUUCACCUUCACCCGUAUUCUCAAAACAUCGAUCAGAUAUUCCUUAUCGCUCUCCGUCAAAACCACAUCGACGAUCUUCAGCACAGAAAAAGUCAUUUAUGUUACAUAAUCAAAUUCCAAUGUUCACUCCAACAACAUUUCAAGUUUGA